GCACCUUGACCUGAGAGGAAGAGGGACUGGCAGAGGAAGCCUCUCCUGGCUGUGGCUGACAAUAACAAGAACGGGUCAAUGCAGUGUAGAAACCGUAAGGGUCUGGCAGUAGGAUGUCUAAUUGUUAUCUCUACCGUGUCUGGCGUAAUCGCACUCAUACUCAGCCUGGUGGACAUCCAAACUGUGUAUCAGCCAUCACCUAACAAGUACGGCUUAGUGUUUGACGCUGGGUCAUCCCACACCUCACUCUACGUCUAUCAGUGGCCGGCACACAAGGAGAAUGACACAGGGAUUGUCUCUCAGAUCCACAUUUGUGAGGUUCCAGGCUCGGGGCUUUCUGCAUAUGCUGACAAUGCAGUCCAGGCCGGAGAGGUGUUGAAGUACUGUAUGGAUGAGGCUCUGUCUAUUAUCCCCUCAGAAGUACACAAGGAGACCACUGUGUUACUGGGAGCGACAGCGGGUAUGAGACUACUGAAGCUGCAGAAUGAAACCAAAACUCAGAACAUCUUCGACGCAGUGUCAAGAACACUCGGGACAUAUCCAGUGGAUUUCCAGGGAGCAAGGAUACUAGAUGGCACGGAGGAAGGGUCACUUGGCUGGAUCACAGUUAACUACCUACUAGGUACCUUCAUACAGUAUUCAUACUUAAACAGCUGGAUACAUCCCCAGCAAGCCCAGAUGUUUGGAGCCAUGGACCUUGGAGGAGCCUCUACCCAAAUGACUUUUCAACCCGCCGGUGACAUUGAAGACAAAAGCACGGAGAUGGUUUUCAGACUCUAUGGUUUUGAUUACAGUAUCUACACGCACAGCUACCUCUGCUAUGGCCAGGACCAGGCAUUGAAGAGACUCCUUGUGUACUUUAUAGAGAACAAGAGCAGUGGGAAUGUUAAACAUCCUUGCUACCCAAAUGGAUACACAGCCAACAUCAGUCUAUCCUCCGUCUACAAUAGCCAGUGUGUAUUAACUGCUCCAGAUGACAUAGGGGCCAAUGUUACAGUGGAGGGUACAGGAGAUCCUUCCGGGUGCCAGAUGGCAAUAAAACACAUUUUCAACUUUUCUGAAUGUUCACCUAAAUCGUGUUCUUUUAAUGGCAUCUACCAGCCGCCUGUACAUGGAGAAUUCUAUGCUUUUUCUGCCUUCUAUUACACCUUUAAGUUCUUGAAUUUGACUGAUGGACAGACCUUAGAUAUCACCAACAGUUCUGUCUGGAAUUUCUGCACCCGCGACUGGGAUAAGCUCAGUGCUAAUUUCCCUGACGAGAACAGGAAGCGACUGUUGGACUACUGCAGCUCAGCAAUGUACAUACUGACCCUGCUGGUGGACGGGUACAAGUUUGACAGCCGGACGUGGAACAACAUACAUUUCUCAAAGCAGGCCGGCAAUGCUGACGUCGGAUGGACUCUGGGGUACAUGCUGAACAUGACAAAUAGGAUCCCAUCGGAAGGCCCCAGUCUUCUGAAGGCUCACAGCUACAACCUCUGGGUGGCCGCCAUUUUCUUCAUCGUGCUGAGUGUGGCAGCAGGACUGGUGGCUGCUCCGCUGCAUUGUUACUUCCGGAAUGCUUGCUCAGGCCAAGGGGGAUUGGCAUGAGGCCAGAGCGCAGCAAUGAUGGAGCACGGAACAAGCACGACAAUAAAAAUGAACAUUAUUAAUUUAUAUGGCAUGUGGCUACUCUAAUUGCCCCACGUAGUAACUUAUUUUUGUUUUCUGUGAAUUUUGACCUGUUCUAUUAAGAUUUUUUUUUACUAUAAAAUUCUAUAAAACUCACUGGAGAAAUUUCAUGGGGACGGACUGUGAUCUAAAGCUCACAAUAAAAUAUUAUUCUGGACUAAGCUUUGGGGACUAAGUAUC
Molecule: messenger RNA, 1851 nt
Organism: Nanorana parkeri
Lineage: Eukaryota; Metazoa; Chordata; Amphibia; Anura; Dicroglossidae
Product: ectonucleoside triphosphate diphosphohydrolase 8-like
Exons: 10
Coding region: 79-1590 (503 amino acids)
Biological process (GO): nucleoside diphosphate catabolic process
Cellular component (GO): plasma membrane
Molecular function (GO): UDP phosphatase activity; GDP phosphatase activity
Source: RefSeq, a predicted model, not a curated record